Oryza sativa Japonica Group (Japanese rice) is the source of this 1318-nucleotide messenger RNA. RefSeq names its product GDSL esterase/lipase At5g45910. The record is from RefSeq and is a predicted model, not a curated record. Lineage: Eukaryota; Viridiplantae; Streptophyta; Magnoliopsida; Poales; Poaceae. Gene Ontology annotation, molecular function: hydrolase activity, acting on ester bonds.
CCUACAUAAACUCCAGCACUUAGCAAUCCUGCAGCUGAAAGCUCAGUCACAGCUCCUCACUCCUCACUGAACUCAAGCCAUGGAGCACUCAAAACCAGUAGCUUUCGUCCUCCUCCUCCUCUUAGCCUGCCUGCAUUACGCUCAGGCGAACCCCAGCCGCCGUCCCUUGGUCCAGUCCAUCUUCAGCUUCGGCAACUCGUACGCCGACACCGGCAACUUCGUCAGGCUGGCCGCGCCGCUGCUUCCGGUCAUCCCUUUCAACAACCUCCCCUACGGCGAGACCUUCUUCGGCCACCCCACCGGCCGUGCCUCCAAUGGCCGCAUCAUCAUGGAUUUCAUCGCCGAGAAGUUUCAGGUCCCAUUCGUCCCACCAUCUCUUGGCCAAGGUGAGGACUUCACCCAUGGCGCCAACUUCGCCGUCGUCGGCGCCAGCGCCCUCGAUCUAGCCUUCUUCCUCCACAACAACAUCACCAGCGUCCCACCAUUCAAAACCUCCCUCAGCGUGCAGCUGGAGUGGUUCCACAAGCUCAAACCUACACUGUGCUCAACAGCCCAAGAAUGCAGAGACUACUUCAGGAGAUCACUCUUCUUCAUGGGAGAGUUCGGCGGGAACGACUACGUCUUCCUCCAGGCCGCCGGGAAAACCGUCGAGCAGCUUAUCCCCUACGUGCCAAAGGUCGUCGGAGCCAUCUCCGCCGGCAUCGAGGCGGUGAUAAAGGAAGGGGCGGUGCAGGUGGUGGUGCCGGGGGAGCUGCCCAACGGCUGCGUGCCCAUCAUCCUGACGCUGUACGCGAGCAAGAGCAGAGGCGACUACGACGCGCGCGGCUGCCUGAAGAAGCAGAACGCGCUCGCGCGCUACCACAACUCGGCGCUGUUCGAGGCGGUGUCGCGGCUGAGGCACAGGUACCCUUGGGUGAAGAUCGUCUACGCCGACUACUACAAGCCGGUGAUCGACUUCAUCAAGAAACCGUCCAGAUUCGGGUUCAGUGCCUCGUCGAGGCUCCGGGCGUGCUGCGGCGGCGGCGGCGGCGGGCCGUACAACUACAACGCGACGGCGGCGUGCGGCUUCCCCGGCGCGAGCGCGUGCCCGGACCCCGCCGCGUCCAUCAGCUGGGACGGCAUCCACCUCACGGAGGCGGCCUACGCCCGCAUCGCCGCCGGCUGGCUGCGCGGCCCGUACGCGCAUCCGCCUAUCCUCGCGGCCGUGCGCCAGUAGGCCGUGGCGUCGUGGGCUCGAUCGUGGUCCAUGUCUGCAUUUUGGCCCGUUAAUGUGUGGGAGCCGUUUGUUCAAUGGAAAAGUGUACCGAAGGUCCCUCAA